UUGCUGACUUUGAGUGGUCCAAAAGAAGAAAGAAAGAUGCAAUUUAUUUUGCUUUGAUAUUAUUAUCUUCAACCCUCUCUACCUCUCUACUUUGGUCUUGAAGAAGCAAAUUAAAUCUGAAAAGAAGAAAAAUAUAUUGAUGUCUCUUCAACGACCUAAUGGGAACCACUCAAGUUCUUCUUCUUCACCCAAGAAGCACAAAACUGAGGAGAGUGACGAGGAGUUGUUGAUGGUUCCUGACAUGGAAGCAGCUGGAUCGACAUGUGUUUUAAGCAGCAGUGCCGACGAUGGAGUGAACAACCAGGAGAUUGACACGACUCAAAACGGAGGAGUCUCAACAACUAAACGCCGCCGUGGACGUAACCCAGUUGAUAAAGAGUAUAGAAGCCUCAAGAGAAACAGAUUGUUGAGGAACAGAGUGUCAGCGCAACAAGCGAGAGAGAGGAAGAAAGUGUACGUGAGUGAUUUGGAAUCAAGAGCUAACGAGCUACAGAACAACAACGAUCAGCUUGAAGAGAAGAUAUCAACUCUGACGAACGAGAACACAAUGCUUCGGAAAAUGCUUAUUAACACUCGGCCUAAACCUGAUGACAACAACAAUCACUAAACCAAUAUGCUUAUAUUUAACACAAUGUUCAAUGUUUUUUUUUUCUUUUUUUCAUUUUGUUUGUAUACAUACAAAUUUUUGUUCCAAUAAAAUCCAAAUUAAGCAUCACUGAUACACAUA
Camelina sativa (false flax) is the source of this 727-nucleotide messenger RNA. RefSeq names its product transcription factor HY5-like. The record is from RefSeq and is a predicted model, not a curated record. Gene Ontology annotation, cellular component: nucleus. Gene Ontology annotation, molecular function: DNA-binding transcription factor activity, RNA polymerase II-specific. Gene Ontology annotation, biological process: positive regulation of transcription by RNA polymerase II; response to far red light; response to red light. NCBI's taxonomy places the organism in Eukaryota, Viridiplantae, Streptophyta, Magnoliopsida, Brassicales, Brassicaceae.